This is a messenger RNA of Coccidioides immitis RS, 483 nucleotides long. RefSeq lists its product as uncharacterized. The record is from RefSeq and is a predicted model, not a curated record. NCBI's taxonomy places the organism in Eukaryota, Fungi, Ascomycota, Eurotiomycetes, Onygenales, Onygenaceae. The coding region runs from base 1 to 483 and encodes 160 amino acids. The transcript has 3 exons.
AUGCAUGGAAAAGCAAAAAACAUCACAAACAACACCUGCUCCCGGACACGGUUGGAUUUUAACAGCCAGCAUAUCACUGUUGAAUGUUUUAGGCCGAAAGCCACCACCGAACUCCAGAACGUGGCUCAAAGCAACAGCUGCUAUAUGUUGGGGGAAUUCGAGUUUGAUACGCUUCUUCCGCCAUGGCGAGAAGAUUUUCGAACACCACCGCCGAAAAGCUUCUCCUUCACGAUGCUUGGGUGGAACAACAUGGCCUCAAUGCGUUCCAUCCUCAAAGGAGGUACAGGGGAGCCACCCGAGCGGUCAAAACGCCGCACAGAGCUCGAGGGCUUCAGCCAUCAAGCCGGUCUGCCGGGUAUUCUGUGUGGGUUCCGGGGAUCUUCAUCGGGUCCUGAGCUGCGAUUCGAGGACGAAUUGGCGGAUCUGGCCACGUUCACACAUGCUGCAGUCGUGUCCAUAAUCUUCAUUCCCGAAGGGGUCUAA